AUGUCGUCUCCCUUCAUCGUCAAGGAGCACAAGGUGCCCGGCCAGCAUAUCCGCGAAUACCCCCACGCGCUGGCCAACUCCCAGAAUGACGUGCUGUACCUGGCCGUGAAGGAGUAUAUUCCCAGGGAUAACCAGAAUCCUCAGCCGGGCGAUGUGACGAUUCUGGGUGCGCAUGCAAAUGGGUUUCCCAAGGAAUUGUAUGAGCCGCUUUGGGAGGAUCUGUACCGCGAGUCAAAGAGCCAUGGAUUCCGGAUACGGAGCAUCAUCAUUGCUGAUGCGGCGUGGCAAGGCCAGUCCGGCAUCAUGAACGCGGACGUCGUCGGCAACGAUCCAAGCUGGCUCGACUACACCCGCGACAUCCUCCAAGUAGUCAACCACCUCCGUCCCCCAACCCCCAUAAUCGGCGUCGCCCACUCCUUCGGCGGCGCCGCCAUCACCAACCUCGCCCACUUCAACCCGCGCCUCCUCACCUCCCUCAUCCUCCUCGACCCCGUCAUCUCCCCCUACGCCUCCACCCCGGGCUCCCUCGAGUCCAGCCCCGCCGCCCACUCCCUCCGCCGCCGCGAAACGUGGCCCUCGCGCGAGGAGGCGGCCAAAUCUUUCGCCAAGUCGCCGUUUUACAAGUCUUGGGAUCCGCGGGUGCUGAACGCCUGGGUCACGCACGGACUCACAGACGUCGACUCGAGCGGGGCGAGCAAAGAAGUGACCCUCACCACGACGAAGCACCAAGAGGUCUUUACGUUUUUGAGACCCACGUGGAAGGCCUUUGAUGAACGUGGCGAACGGCUCGUGGAUAAGACGCUCGCCCCCGAUCUCGAUCUGGAGAAUAAUUUCCCCGUCUACCCCUUCUGCAGACCCGAGCCCUCCCUCACCCUCUCCCGCAUGCGCAACAUCCGCCCCUCCGUCUUCUACGUCCUCGGCGAAAAAUCAAACCUCUCCCACCCUCCCUCCAUCGCCUCCCGUCUCCGCCAGACCGGCGCCGGAACCGGAGGAAGCGGCGGGAUCCAGUUCGGUCGCGUGAAGCAGGUCAUGCUUCCUGGCUUGGGGCAUCUCGUCGCUAUGGAGGCGCCGGGGGAGUGUGCGCGGCUUGGGGCGGAGUGGAUUGAGAAGGAGGUGACGAGGUGGAGGGAGGGGGAGGCGAGAGAGUUUGAGGAGUGGAGGGGAAAGAGGAAGGAGGAGAAGACGAUGUUGACGGAGGAGUGGGCGAAGUAUCUUAAGGUUCAGCAGAGGGCGCCCAAGGCUAAGAUCUGA
Scedosporium apiospermum is the source of this 1251-nucleotide messenger RNA. RefSeq lists its product as uncharacterized. The record is from RefSeq and is a predicted model, not a curated record. Bases 1 to 1251 code for a protein of 416 amino acids. The transcript is spliced from 3 exons. Lineage: Eukaryota; Fungi; Ascomycota; Sordariomycetes; Microascales; Microascaceae.